ACUCCCAGCAGCCCCUGUCACACGUGUGUUGUGGAUUCUCUUACCCCCCUGCGGUGUGUGACACGAUGUCUCAGUCCUGUGACCCCCCCCAAAUCCUUUGUAGGAAAACUGUCACCCCAGAAAUACAAAAAAGGUGGAAGGGGUCUUCUAUGUGAAUGAUCCUCUGGAGAAGCUGAUGUUUGAGGAGCUGAGGAACGCGAGCCGCGGUGGAGCCGCUGGAGGGUUCCUUCCCGCCAUGAAGCAGAUCGGCAACGUCGCAGCUUUACCUGGGAUUGUUCACAGAUCCAUUGGGCUACCAGAUGUCCACUCCGGCUAUGGAUUUGCCAUUGGAAACAUGGCGGCGUUUGAUAUGGCAAACCCUGAUGCCGUUGUCUCCCCAGGUGGUGUUGGUUUUGACAUCAACUGUGGGGUCCGAUUGCUUCGUACAAACCUGGAUGAGAGUGACGUGCAGCCAGUGAAGGAGCAGCUUGCCCAGUCCAUGUUCGACCAUAUCCCUGUAGGGGUCGGAUCCAAAGGGGUCAUCCCUAUGGGAGCCAAGGACCUUGAGGAAGCCCUUGAGAUGGGGGUGGACUGGUCGCUGCGCGAAGGCUACGCCUGGGCCGAGGACAAGGAACACUGCGAGGAAUAUGGCCGAAUGCUUCAGGCCGACCCCAGCAAGGUCUCCUCUAAAGCCAAGAAACGAGGCCUGCCCCAGCUGGGGACCCUCGGAGCCGGAAACCAUUACGCCGAAGUCCAGGUGGUUGAUGAGAUAUACGACGAGUACGCCGCCAAGAAAAUGGGCAUCGACCACAAGGGGCAGGUGUGUGUCAUGAUCCACAGCGGCAGCCGAGGCUUGGGGCAUCAAGUGGCAACAGAUGCUCUGGUUGCCAUGGAGAAAGCGAUGAAGAGGGACAAGAUCACGGUGAAUGAUCGACAGUUGGCAUGCGCCCGCAUUUCCUCCGACGAGGGGCAGGAUUACCUCAAAGGCAUGGCUGCCGCGGGCAACUACGCUUGGGUCAACCGCUCCUCCAUGACCUUCCUCACCAGACAGGCCUUCUCCAAAGUAUUCAACACGCCUCCCGACGACCUGGACAUGCACGUGAUCUACGACGUGUCCCACAACAUCGCCAAGGUGGAGCAACAUGUGGUGGAGGGGAAGGAGAUGACUCUGCUGGUGCACAGAAAGGGGGCCACCCGAGCCUUCCCUCCCCAUCACCCCCUCAUUCCUGUGGAUUAUCAGUUGACUGGGCAGCCGGUAUUGAUCGGUGGGACCAUGGGAACCUGCAGCUAUGUCCUCACUGGAACUGACCAGGGCAUGACUGAGACGUUUGGCACUACCUGCCAUGGUGCUGGUCGUGCCCUCUCCAGAGCCAAAUCAAGAAGAAACCUUGAUUUCCAAGAUGUGCUGGACAAACUGGCUGACCUGGGCAUCGCCAUCCGCGUGGCUUCCCCAAAACUGGUCAUGGAAGAGGCUCCUGAAUCGUACAAGAACGUCACAGAUGUAGUGAAUACCUGUCACGAUGCCGGCAUCAGCAAGAAAGCCAUCAAGCUGCGCCCCAUUGCGGUCAUCAAAGGUUGAGCACGGGCCCCCUGGGAAAUCAGUGACUGAUAACGCCAAUAUUCGCGCCCUUUAUACCUGUCAUUCUGGCAGAUAUUGGGAGUCAUUGCACUGCAGCAUGCAAAGGGUUAAUCCUCUGCACUUACACGGCUACAGCCAAGCUUCUCAAAUCUCUCUCUCCACCGGAAAGUGAUCGACACCCCAAAAAUAAUAUUAAUAAUAAUUUUUUUGACUGAGAAUUAUCAGUGCUUUUCUUUCUCCCCAUCACGGGUGUCAUUUACUAACACCGGGCUAACUUUCUCCCUGCUGCAGUAACCCAUAGCAACCAGCCUCAGAUUUGAUCUGAUUGUCCCAACUGCAGUGGACUGAUCAAAGCUUAUUGCUGAUAGGUUGCUAUGGGUUACUGCUUUGUGACGUAUUUUCCCGGUGUUAGAUAUGGGCCCCUGUAUAUUUUUUUGUCUGACCUGAAACUAUGUAUCAUAAUGAUACCUUAUAGGUAUUAGAAGGGGCAGGAAGAAGCUGUUUUUGGUUUGUAUAAAAUCUGCUUUUUUUUAUUGGUCAGGCAGUUUAAAGUAGAGUCUCUGGGCCCCUGGGGACGACAUACAGAAGACAUAUAGGGUUAAAUAUUUGCCUAUAAGGGAUAUUCUUUUGUUCAGCUGUUGGUGAGAGUUGUAGCUCAACAAUCCCGUAGGGCCACACUAUGUCUGAACUAGAGACAAGUCGCUCAGCCCGAUUUGCCGUCAUAUGAUUCAAGCAAUCGAUUGAUGACAUCGUGGUGGGAGUUGUAGUGCAACAACACUUGCAGGGCUCCCUGAUUUGUUAAUGUUCUCCCCUUCAGUUGAGCAGCUUUGCAAAUCACUAUUUGCCUUACUCUUGACAAGGGUCUGUUCUUUCAAUUCAGUUGCCCUUUUUUGAAACGUAAAGGAUGAAAUAAAAAAUAAUCCUUACAAGCAAAAA
This is a messenger RNA of Xenopus laevis (African clawed frog), 2494 nucleotides long. It is a transcript of the gene rtcb.L, whose product is annotated as RNA 2',3'-cyclic phosphate and 5'-OH ligase. Gene Ontology annotation, cellular component: cytoplasm; tRNA-splicing ligase complex; nucleus. The transcript is spliced from 12 exons. Gene Ontology annotation, biological process: RNA processing; tRNA splicing, via endonucleolytic cleavage and ligation. The record is from RefSeq and is a predicted model, not a curated record. Bases 176 to 1558 code for a protein of 460 amino acids. Lineage: Eukaryota; Metazoa; Chordata; Amphibia; Anura; Pipidae. Gene Ontology annotation, molecular function: RNA ligase (GTP) activity; RNA ligase (ATP) activity; ligase activity, forming phosphoric ester bonds.